AAGCAAUUGAUUAAGCAAAACCGGUUUGGUUAACCUUGUCUCUCUCUCUAACACACAGCACACAAUUCCGUUGGUCGACGUCUUAAGUUUCCCAGCGAAAUCAAAGGUUGUCCCUUCGUCUGCUUCUGUGAGCUUUCUCUCUGUUCCACCAUUAAUCUUUCCCCUUUUUCUCUUAUUCAAACUUUUUCUUCUUCUUCGGGACAAAUUUUUUUGGUGCCUUUUUCUUUCUUUCUUCCUUCCUCCAUGAUCUUUCUCUUCUUUGUGACUUCGCCUCCUCUGUGCUCAUUUUCAUGAAUUCUUCUCUUGUUUCGACGCAAAGACCCAUAUUUUUCUCUGUUUCUGCUGCGAAAGACCCUUUUUAAAAAAAAAUCUUCCGUUACAGUGAAUUUUGUUGUCUAGAGAGAGACUCUGUGUCCGAAUUUAGACGUCCCCCAUCUUCAAAGAUUGAAUUUUUUCUGCUCUUCUUCUUCUUCUUCUUCUUCUUCAUCUUUUAUAACCAAUCCCUUGCUAUAAGUAAUUCAUCAGGUGAUUGAAGAUGGGUAGGGUUAAGUUGAAGAUUAAAAGACUUGAGAGCACAAGCAACAGGCAAGUUACAUACACGAAGAGAAAAACUGGGAUAUUGAAGAAAGCCAAAGAGUUAUCGAUUUUGUGUGAUAUUGAUAUUGUCCUUCUUAUGUUUUCUCCUACCGGAAGGGCUACUGCUUUCCAUGGAGAACACAGUUGCAUUGAAGAGGUUAUUUCCAAGUUUGCGCAAUUAACUCCACAAGAAAGGACAAAAAGGAAACUGGAGAGCCUUGAAGCAUUGAAGAAAACUUUUAAAAAACUGGAUCAUGAUGUAAAUAUACAUGACUUUUUAGGAGCAAGGAAUCAAACUAUUGAGGGUCUAAGUAACCAAGUAGCGAUUUACCAAGCUCAGCUAAUGGAGUGUCAUAGGAGGUUGAGUUGUUGGACGAACAUCGAUAGAAUAGAAAACACUGAGCACCUCAAUUUAUUGGAAGAAUCAUUGAGGAAAUCUAUUGAAAGAAUCCAGAUUCACAAGGAACAUUACAGAAAGAACCAACUUUUGCCAAUAGAAUGUGCAACAACACAGUUUCACAGCGGGAUACAGUUGCCUAUGGCGAUGGGAGGUAACAGUAGUAUGCAAGAAGCUCACUCGAUGUCCUGGCUUCCUGAUAAUGAUAACCAGCAAACAAUUUUACCUGGUGAUUCCAGUUUUCUUCCUCAUAGAGAGAUGGAUGGUUCGAUUCCCGUUUACUCAAGCUGCUUCUUUGAGUCUACAAAACCAGAAGAUCAGAUAUGCAGCAACCCGGGACAACAGUUUGAACACUUAGAACAACAAGGAAACGGUUGUUUAGGUUUACAACAGCUUAAAGAGGAAUAUUCAUAUCCUACACAAUUUGGUACUACUUUGAGAAUGGAAGACGAUCAAGAGAAAAAGAUAAAAUCUGAAAUGGAAUUGAACAACUUGCAACAACAACAACAACAACAACAACAAGAUCCUUCAAUGUAUGAUCCCAUGGCUAAUAAUAAUGGUGGCUGCUUUCAGAUUCCUCAUGAUCAGUCCAUGUUUGUCAAUGAUCAUCAUCAUCAUCAUCAUCACCAUCAUCAAAAUUGGGUUCCAGAUUCAAUGUUUGGUCAGACUUCUUACAACCAGGUUUGUGUUUACACCUCCAUUGGAACUAUGUAGCUAGAUGAUCCACUAAACUGAAUAUGUCUCUGUAUCUUUGGUGAUUGCAGCAACCGAACUAACUCAAGACAUGGCUCAUGUAUGUAUGAUGACUGGACUUAUGCCUGACCAAGGACUAGUAUGAGCCAUUGCCUACAAUGUCCAAGAUAAAUAUAUAUAUGUAGAGAGAGAGAGAGAGAGAGA
Molecule: messenger RNA, 1870 nt
Organism: Arabidopsis lyrata subsp. lyrata
Lineage: Eukaryota; Viridiplantae; Streptophyta; Magnoliopsida; Brassicales; Brassicaceae
Product: agamous-like MADS-box protein AGL65
Exons: 11
Coding region: 536-1687 (383 amino acids)
Biological process (GO): positive regulation of transcription by RNA polymerase II
Molecular function (GO): RNA polymerase II cis-regulatory region sequence-specific DNA binding; protein dimerization activity; DNA-binding transcription factor activity, RNA polymerase II-specific
Source: RefSeq, a predicted model, not a curated record